Messenger RNA from Penicillium daleae, 870 nucleotides. Its product is annotated as putative FHA domain protein SNIP1. The record is from RefSeq and is a predicted model, not a curated record. Gene Ontology annotation, molecular function: mRNA binding; protein binding. The transcript has 2 exons. The coding region runs from base 1 to 870 and encodes 289 amino acids. Lineage: Eukaryota; Fungi; Ascomycota; Eurotiomycetes; Eurotiales; Aspergillaceae. Gene Ontology annotation, biological process: mRNA splicing, via spliceosome; maintenance of RNA location. Gene Ontology annotation, cellular component: nucleus.
AUGCUUCAGAUCGGAGCCGUGAACGGCGACGAGACACCCGGGACGACUACAAGAGCUCACGGCCCCGAGACGACGAUCGUCGAAGCUCUCGUCGAGACAGUCCUCGGCGCAGAUCUUCGCGCAGCCCGCCUGCAAGAGAAUCUACUCGAAGAGACCAUGACAAAUCCCGCCGGGAGCGCAGAGAACGCUCUGCAGACUCUGCAGACAAGGAUCGCCGAAGAGAUAGACACCGCAGUCAUCGACAUCGCGACGACCGCGAUCGCGACCACGAACGCUCGUCAAGGAGACAUCGAAGCCCACGACCUCGAACGGCGCGGCCCCCUACCUCCACAAUCUGAUGCCUUUUCCGGCGAACUGGCGCAGUCCGGCGACGCACCUCCACCCGAGAAGAUCAAGCCCAACUUCAACCAGACUGGACGACUUGCCGCUGAAAGCAACACGGUCCAGGUUCAAGGAGGUGAAGGAAUUGUCUUGAAAUACCAUGAGCCUCCCGAGGCCCGUAAACCACCUGCCAAAGAGGCCUGGCGACUCUAUGUGUUCAAGGGAGAGGACUUGCUAGAAGUGGUGGAGCUCGGUGAACGAAGCUGCUGGCUGAUCGGUCGUGAGAAUCGCGUGGUGGACUUUCCACUCGAACACCCAAGCUGCUCUAAGCAACACGCCGCACUUCAGUUCCGCUACGUCGAAAAACGGAACGAAUUUGGAGAUCGAAUUGGCAAGGUCAAGCCUUAUCUAAUUGACCUGGAGAGUGCAAAUGGUUCUCAUGUCAAUGGUGAGGCUAUUCCCGCAGGUCGCUAUGUGGAAGUCAUGGACAAGGACGUCAUCAAAUUCGGUCUGAGUACCCGUGAAUACGUUCUAAUGCUGCCAAACUGA